Molecule: messenger RNA, 309 nt
Organism: Colletotrichum lupini
Lineage: Eukaryota; Fungi; Ascomycota; Sordariomycetes; Glomerellales; Glomerellaceae
Exons: 2
Coding region: 1-309 (102 amino acids)
Source: RefSeq, a predicted model, not a curated record
AUGAGACUGCGGGUCUCUUUUGAUACUCCCUUCUGCGCACCAGAUCCAGGAAUCUACACUACGUGUAUCCGUGCCAAAAACACCAAGAAGCUUGGCUCGUCCCGGCUGACGUACGACAACGCGAUCCACCACCACCGCACCAAUCCCGUUUCCAUAGUCCAAAACCCCAAUAAGGCCCUGCUGUCAUUGCAUCCAUUCAAAGAUAUAGACACCAUGGACGCCCGUCGUUUACUCUCUGUCCCCCGACCGUGUCUUCUCUUCAGAUAUCCAUUGGUGUCCAUCGCUCUCUCGGUGACAGCGACUCGAUAA